Molecule: messenger RNA, 459 nt
Organism: Ichthyophthirius multifiliis
Lineage: Eukaryota; Ciliophora; Oligohymenophorea; Hymenostomatida
Product: prefoldin subunit 5, putative
Exons: 3
Biological process (GO): protein folding; regulation of DNA-templated transcription
Cellular component (GO): prefoldin complex; cytoplasm
Source: RefSeq, a predicted model, not a curated record
AUGACUGAUUAAAAACCAAUUCCACUUGAUAAAUUAAAUCCAUAAUAACUUACUGAAGUUAAAAGAAGUUUAGAAGAAGAAAUACAAGUUUUAAAUUAAUCUCUAAAUUAAUUUAAAGUAGCAAUUAGUAAAUACGAAGAAUCAAAACAAAUUAUAAAAACUUUAGAAAAUGCUUAAUAAGAUUAAGAAUUACUUGUUCCAAUUUCGAGUAGUUUAUAUGUUCCAGGAAGUUUAUAAAAUGAUGGAAAAGUAAUAAUCGAUUACGGAACUGGAUAUUAUGUUGAAAGAAAUUUAGUUUAAGCACAUUAAUUUUGUAAUAGAAAAUUAGAAAUGAUUAGGGAUAGUUAAGAGAAGCUUACAACCUUAAUUUCUUAAAAAGCUAACUUUUUAGAUAAAAUUAAUUUUGAAAUAUAGAAAAAAUAUGCUUUAUAUCAAUAAGAAAUGUAAAAAAAAUAAUGA